AUGAACAUAUCAACAUAUACUCCAGAAUAUUUUGAGUGCAAUUUUACGCAAUCAUUCAAUGAAGCAUUUAGGAGAGGUAUGCUACAGGCAACUGCUAUUUUCAUGUUGAUAGUUGGAAUAGUCGGUUCAUUAUCCAAUAUCCUUUUUAUUUACAUCUUGCUGGAACAAAAUAUACGUAAAUCACGGAACAAUAUCUAUGUGAUCACUCUUUGCGUUGCUAGUAUAAUGAUUGCAAUCAUCAUUGUCCCUUCACUUGGUAUCUCCUCACUGGCAGAUGACUGGGUGUUUGGUGAAUCAGGAUGUGUUCUGCAUGGAUUUGCCAUGACAACAUUAGGUCUAUUUCAAAUCUUCAUUUUGACAGUAAUGUCAUUCGAAAAGUACAUCAUUAUGGCGAAGAAAAGCUUGGAGCGACUUUUAUCCAGAACUGGAACAACUUAUACUAUUAUAGCCUGUGUAAUACUAGCACUGUUUCUAGGAUGCUCUCCACUUCUCGGAUGGAGCUCUUAUAAGUUGGAGGAACAAAAGACGUCCUGUACUAUUGACUGGUCCGACCGCAGUCCGUCGGCUUUGUGUUACACGUUUCUCUUAAUGGUGCUGGGACUUGUGCUUCCUGUUGCCAUCAUGCUUUUCUCGUACAUCAAUAUUUUUCUCGUAAUACGAACCCACAGGCACAAACUGGGUCAAACAUUACGUAACAACGGUAAAUGCUACGAAAAUAUGCUGAAAAGAGAAAUAAAGGUGAUAAAAACAAUGUUUAUUCUUGUAUGUGCUUUCAUUGUUUCCUGGCUCCCAUACUCUGCCAUUUCAUUGUACGCAGUUUUUGAUGACGUCACCAUUAAUCCCGUUUUGGGUAUGCUGCCAGCUCUAUUUGCCAAAGCGUCAGUCAUCUGGAAUCCGAUUAUAUACAUGUUCAUCAACCAGUCCUACAAGAAAGUGUUAAAGGAGAAGAUAUCCCUGUAUGCUCCGGCGGCUUGUACUAAAUGUCAGUGUAUAUGCCUAAGGAGAGGCGACAACACCGCUGCAGUGGGCGAUACAGCGAUUGCAGUCAACGGAAGUUUUAUAAUCGCUUACCAUGAAUAA
Molecule: messenger RNA, 1080 nt
Organism: Ylistrum balloti
Lineage: Eukaryota; Metazoa; Mollusca; Bivalvia; Pectinida; Pectinidae
Product: melanopsin-B-like
Exons: 3
Coding region: 1-1080 (359 amino acids)
Biological process (GO): G protein-coupled receptor signaling pathway
Cellular component (GO): membrane
Molecular function (GO): G protein-coupled receptor activity
Source: RefSeq, a predicted model, not a curated record